Messenger RNA from Ogataea philodendri, 108 nucleotides. RefSeq lists its product as uncharacterized. Gene Ontology annotation, molecular function: phosphomannomutase activity. The transcript has a single exon. The record is from RefSeq and is a predicted model, not a curated record. The annotation marks the transcript as partial. Lineage: Eukaryota; Fungi; Ascomycota; Pichiomycetes; Pichiales; Pichiaceae. Gene Ontology annotation, biological process: GDP-mannose biosynthetic process.
GUUGGUGGUAACGAUUAUGAAAUCUUCGUUGACCCAAGAACUAUUGGUCACUCUGUUCAAACUCCAGAUGACACUGUCAAGAUUUUGAACGAAAUCUUCAACUUAUAA